Messenger RNA from Venustampulla echinocandica, 573 nucleotides. RefSeq lists its product as uncharacterized. Bases 1 to 573 code for a protein of 190 amino acids. The record is from RefSeq and is a predicted model, not a curated record. The transcript has a single exon. NCBI's taxonomy places the organism in Eukaryota, Fungi, Ascomycota, Leotiomycetes, Helotiales, Pleuroascaceae. Gene Ontology annotation, molecular function: fatty acid synthase activity. Gene Ontology annotation, biological process: fatty acid biosynthetic process; secondary metabolite biosynthetic process.
AUGCUUUCAAGCAUCUCGGGUGUAGUGGGAAGAAAGGGACAGGCCAACUACGCAGCUGCCAACACGUUCCUCGAUGCUUUUGCCAGCUACAGGCAGUCACAGAGCCUACGCGCAAACUCGGUCGAUCUUGGGAUGAUCGUGGACAUUGGUCAUAUUGCCGAUGAUGAGACCGGGCUGGAGGACAAGUUCGACAAGACUCGCUGGAUUCCCGUCAACGAGACAAUGCUGCGUAGGAUCCUGACCUACUCGAUCAUGCUGCAAGAUCCCAACGCACAGCUCAACAAGGAUAGCAGUACUCAGCUCGUCACAGGCAUUGCUUACCCUCUCUCACACGAUGAGGAGCCCCUGGUAUAUGACGCUCGAUUCAGCUAUCUCUAUGCCAGCUGCAGCAGUAAGCAAGGAGCUCCCGAUAGCAGCGAUGGCAACGACAAGGGCGAUCAAGCUCUCCGAACAUUCCAGGUGAUUCCUAAAUCAGACACAGACACGGCGACCUUGGUCAAAGCAUGUGUGGAAGUACCGUCAGGACAAUUUGCCAAGAUCCUGCAGCUUUCAGAUGAGGUUGAGGCCGGGUAA